Ricinus communis (castor bean) is the source of this 2845-nucleotide messenger RNA. RefSeq names its product coiled-coil domain-containing protein SCD2. The transcript is spliced from 19 exons. Lineage: Eukaryota; Viridiplantae; Streptophyta; Magnoliopsida; Malpighiales; Euphorbiaceae. The record is from RefSeq and is a predicted model, not a curated record. Gene Ontology annotation, biological process: cytokinesis by cell plate formation. Bases 370 to 2484 code for a protein of 704 amino acids.
CCGUUAAAACCAGCCUCCACAUUCUUCUUCAUUCCCUCCCUCGUUUUUGCCUGCACAAUCGGAUCAUAUCAUUUCCCUUCAAACCCCAGAAAAGGAAAAUGUUUACAAAACUAAGAAGUAGAAGAAGAAGACCAGUCCAAAUAUUUCAUUCUUGACUUUUAUUACGUACAAGAAUCCAAAAGGAGAAAAGAAAAAACUUUUAUAAUGUUGCUUGAUUGACUUAAAUUUUAUGAUUCAAUGUUGUCAUUGGCUUAUAUAAAUUGACUGCGUCCUCAUUUUAAUCAAUAAUUAUGACCCGUUUGAUUUAACCGAUCAACACCAGCUUCUGCUCUGAUCAAUCUCAGGUUGAAGAUUGCGGUGCAUUUAGGCAUGGAUCGUAGAAUGAAUCCUGUAUAUUUAAGGCAGCAAAGCGCAGCGGAGUCACCGCAGGGUUCAUCAUCACCGGUUAUGUCUCCGUUGCACCCUAGACAUGUCCGUACAGGCUCAGCCGGCAUGCCUAACAUGAAAAAAGCACAGACAAAAGCCGCGGCACAGAGGCUGGCACAGGUGAUGUCACACCAACCACCUGAUGGCGAUGAAGACGAAGAUGAUGAUCUUUCUUAUGAUUACAGUUCUACUGGUUUUGGUAGCAUUGGUCUUGCUGGUGGUAGGAGAAUGCCGCGCCCACAAUCUCCUAUGCCUAAAGCUUUACCUAUAAGUCCUGCACAAGUGAGGAAACCACAAUCAGCAGUGGAUGAGGACUAUGAAAAGGAUGAUGAUUAUGGCAGCAUUGGUCUUGCUGCUGGAAGAAGAAUGCCGCGGUCGCAAUCUCCUGUGACCAAAACUUUACCUAUGAGUCCUGCACAAGUGAGGAGACCGCAACCAGUAGUAGACGAGGAUUAUAAUAAGGAUGAUGAUUAUAGCUUAGUAACAGGUCCGGUGACCAUUGGCCGUGCAGGUGGAAGGUCAAUGAGAUCUCAUUCUCCUAUGGCAGUUCGUACCAAACAAGAACAGCCUGCCUCUAUAAAUUCAGCAGCAAGUACUAGACCAUCAUUAUCUCUGAACCCUGUGGAACAGCCAUCACCAGCUUCUUUAAUUUCGCCAACCCAAUCAUCUCAGGCUACAAAUGGCUCUGAACAACCUCUUUCUGCUCGUCGAUUAUCUACUAAUUCCAUAGAACAGCCUUUAUCUGGUCGUUCUUCAUUAUCUGUUCGAUCAUCUAUCAAUUCCAGUGAACAACCUCCAUCUGCUCGUGCUACUUCAGCUGGCCGUCCCAGCAUCAAGCCUGUUCCCAUGCCAUCUAGUGUACCUAUUUCAUUAAGGCCAGUCUCUCCUAUAGUUACACAAGAGCCUUCAGUGGAUAAUCGGAAAGAUAAAAGAUUGUCUAUAGAUUUUGGGAGUGCGAACCUAAAAGAUACUGGUAUCUAUCAAUCAGCUUCUGCUUUACAGGACGAGGUUGAUAUGCUGCAGGAAGAGAACGAAAGUUUAGUUGAAAAGCUUCGACUUGCAGAGGAGAGGUGCGAGGAAUCUGAGACAAGAGCUAGGCAGCUUGAGAAACAGGUUGCUAAUCUUGGACAAGGUGUAACAUUAGAAGCUCGCCUAUUAAGCAGAAAGGAAGCAGCUUUGCAGCAAAGGGAGGCUGCUCUCAGAAUGGCAGAACAAACUACCAAGCCUGCAGAUAUUGCUGCUCUUAGGACAGAAGUUGAGGCUGCUAAGGAUGAGGCAACAUCUGCUCUAGAGCAGCUCCAUGAAGUUCAGUUCGAAGUUAAUACACUUCGGAGUAUGAGACAGAGAAUGGUUCUGACUCAGGAAGAGAAGGAAGAAGUUGUUCUAAAGAGGUGUUGGCUAGCACGGUAUUGGAGCUUGUGUGUGGAACAUGGCAUACACCCAGAGCUUGCUGAAGCAAAAUAUGAAUAUUGGUCAUCCUUUGCACCUCUUCCUGUUGAAGUUGUAAUAGCUGCAGGACAGGGAGCUCAAGAUGAUAACUCGUCAGCAGCGCAUAGUGAUGCAAAUGAAAGAGAGAGAGUUUUACGGGAUGUGAAUGAACUUUCUGGAGAUGGAAGUGUUGAAAGCAUGCUUAUAGUUGAGAGAGGUCUGCGGGAAUUGGCUACAUUGAAGGUAGAGGAUGCUGUAGCACUUGCCAUGGCGCAACAACGGCGUCCAAAUUUGCUGAAAACAGAUGAAGUGAAGCUACCUGCUGAAGGACAAUUUGAAGCAUUUGAAUUGAGCCAAGAGGAAUCUGAAGAUGUGCGGUUUAAGCAGGCUUGGCUUACAUAUUUCUGGAGAAGAGCGAAAAACCACGGAAUCGAACCGGACUUAGCAGAAGAGCGCUUGCAGUUCUGGAUCAACCACGCCAAUCGCUCUACCACAUCACAUGAUGCAGUUGAUGUUGAGCGUGGACUACUGGAGCUGAGGAAGUUAGGCAUUGAGAGGCAGCUAUGGCAAGACUCUCGGAAAGGCCUCGAUAUUGACUCAAAUUCUAGAACAACACCUGUUGAGUCUUAAAGACUUCCGAUACACACAUAGAUUUGGCCUUUCAGACAGCGUUUUGUCCGAAUCCUCCUCUUCAAUACAAUAUAUCAUUUCAGUUCAUUCAGAAAACCUUGUAGCUUCUGUUAAUGCUCGACUUAAUUAAAGAGCAUCGAAUCAGCUUUUACAUUUCAGCAAGCUUUCUAUCAAUCUGUGUUGCGAAUUCAAUUGUAGGAAAUUUUGUAUGUCCGCCUAUCCAUCUGACAACAGUGGCGGAUAAAAGGGAGAGAAUGGUGGUGAAGGCUGCCGUCACCUUCCCUGACUUGGAUAUUUAUUUUAAAUAUACGAGAGUUUAAAUUUUUAUUUUAUUAAAAUAAAGUUGGACUAUUUUAAAUUA